Molecule: messenger RNA, 4482 nt
Organism: Mirounga angustirostris (Northern elephant seal)
Lineage: Eukaryota; Metazoa; Chordata; Mammalia; Carnivora; Phocidae
Gene: TENT4A
Product: terminal nucleotidyltransferase 4A
Exons: 13
Coding region: 69-2429 (786 amino acids)
Biological process (GO): RNA 3'-end processing
Cellular component (GO): TRAMP complex; nucleolus
Molecular function (GO): mRNA binding; poly(A) RNA polymerase activity
Source: RefSeq, a predicted model, not a curated record
UCGGGGCGCGGCGGGGGCGGGGCCGCGGCGGGGCGGGCGGGCGCGCGGGCCCGCGGGGCGGCGCGUGGAUGGAUCCGCGCGUGGCCUGGAUCCAGCCGGAGCAGAAGGGGCCGGCCAAUGCCCUGUGGAUGCAGAUCUGGGAGACCUCGCAGGGCGUGGGCCGCGGCGGCUCGGGCUUCGCGUCCUACUUCUGCCUCAACUCACCCGCGCUGGACACGGCGGUCGCGGCGGGGGCGGCGGGGCCGGGCGGCGGCCCGGCGGCGCCCGCGGCGCCCCCACCGCCCGCGCCCGGCCCCGCCGCGCUGCCCCCCGCGCUGCUGACGGCGCUCGGGCCCGCAGCCGAGGGCGCCAGGCGCCUGCACAAGUCGCCGUCGCUGUCGUCGUCGUCGUCGUCCUCGUCGAACGCCGAGUCGGGCACCGAGAGCCCGGGCUGCUCGUCGUCGUCCUCGAGCAGCGCCUCGCUCGGCCGGGCGGGCGGCGGCCGCGGCGGCGCCUUCUUCCGCUUCGCCGACGGCCCGCCGAGCGCCCCCGGCGCGGCCAACGGGCACCCCGCGCCGCGCGGCCCCGCGCCCGCCGGCUCCCCGCCGCAGCACCAGUUCCACCCGGGCCGCCGGAAACGCGAGAACAAGGCGAGCACCUACGGCCUCAACUACCUGCUGUCGGGCAGCCGCGCGGCCGCGCUGAGCGGAGGGGGCGGCCCCGGACCCCAGGCGCCGCGGCCCGGCACGCCGUGGAAGAGCCGCGCGUACAGCCCCGGCAUCCAGGGACUUCAUGAGGAAAUCAUUGACUUUUAUAACUUCAUGUCCCCUUGUCCUGAAGAAGCAGCCAUGCGACGGGAGGUGGUGAAGCGGAUCGAAACUGUGGUUAAAGACCUUUGGCCAGCGGCUGACGUACAGAUCUUUGGCAGCUUUAGUACAGGCCUUUAUCUCCCAACCAGUGACAUCGACUUAGUGGUCUUUGGAAAGUGGGAGCGUCCUCCUCUGCAGCUGUUGGAGCAAGCUCUGCGGAAGCACAAUGUGGCCGAGCCGUGCUCCAUCAAAGUCCUUGACAAAGCUACAGUACCUAUAAUAAAACUCACGGACCAGGAGACUGAAGUUAAAGUCGACAUCAGCUUUAACAUGGAGACUGGGGUCCGGGCUGCGGAGCUCAUCAAGAAUUACAUGAAGAAAUAUUCAUUGCUGCCUUACUUGAUUUUAGUAUUGAAACAGUUCCUCCUGCAGAGGGACCUGAAUGAAGUUUUUACAGGUGGAAUUAGCUCCUACAGCCUAAUUUUAAUGGCCAUUAGCUUUCUACAGUUGCAUCCGCGAAUUGAUGCCCGGAGAGCUGAUGAAAACCUUGGAAUGCUUCUUGUAGAAUUUUUUGAACUCUACGGAAGAAAUUUUAAUUACUUGAAAACCGGUAUUAGAAUAAAAGAAGGAGGUGCCUAUAUCGCCAAAGAAGAGAUCAUGAAAGCCAUGACCAGUGGGUACAGACCAUCAAUGCUGUGCAUUGAGGACCCUCUGCUCCCUGGAAACGAUGUUGGCCGCAGUUCGUACGGGGCCAUGCAGGUGAAGCAGGUGUUUGACUACGCCUACAUUGUUCUCAGCCACGCUGUGUCGCCCCUCGCGAGGUCCUACCCCAACAGAGACUCUGAAAGUACUCUAGGAAGAAUCAUCAAAGUGACUCAGGAAGUGAUCGACUACCGGAGGUGGAUCAAGGAGAAGUGGGGCGGCAAGGCCCCCCCGGCGCCCGAGCUUGACAACAGAAUUAAGAUAAAGGAGCGAAUAAGUUCAUGUGAGGGGGAUCCGCCCCCGCGCCGAGACCCGGAGUCCCCCUACAGCCAGCGCCUGACCUUGUCUCUGCCCAGCCCCCAGCUGCUCUCGUCCGGCUCGUCCGCCUCCUCCGUGUCUUCGCUUUCCGGGAGUGACAUUGAUUCUGACACGCCGCCCUGCACAACACCCAACGUUUACCAGUUCAGUCUGCAGGCACCAACUCCCCUGCUGGCCAGCCUACCCACCGCCUUGCCCGUGCCGAGCGGCAAAGCUCAGUCCGCUCCUUCCAGAACGUUGGUCAUGACGACUAACACUCAGACCAGGUUUACGAUACCUCCACCGACCCUGGGGGUGGCCCCCGUCCCGUGCAGACAAGUUGGCGUUGAAGGAGCUCCGGCGUUGAAAGCUGUUCACCACAUGUCUUCCGCGGCCGUUCCGUCCGCAUCUCCCAACCCGCUCUCGAGCCCUCACCUGUAUCACAAGCAGCACAGCGGCGUGAAGCUGUCCCUGAAAGGCUCGCACAGCCACGGCCAGCCUGGCACGUACAGCUCUGUGGGCAGUGGAGGCGUGCGGCCCCCCGUGGGCAACCGGGGGCACCACCAGUACAACCGCGCCGGCUGGAGGAGGAAAAAGCACACGCACACGCGGGACAGCCUGCCCGUCAGCCUGAGCAGAUAAUGGCCCCGAUGGCGCCGCCGGCCUCCCUGCUCCUGCACAGACUCGGCCGGGCGGCCUCGGCGCCCAGCCCGGAGCGGAGACCAGCACCCAGCACGUCGGCCCGGGCCCCGCGGACCGCCCGCCGCUGAUCACUCUGCAUGUUCCUUGUGUGGUGGUCGCGCCCAUCUUCAAGAACAGCUCCUUGUGCUCAUCUGUGAAGCCUUAGGAAGCGUGGACGCUGUGUCUGCCUUCCUGGGCUUCUUCCCUCCAGUGCCGGACGGAGCAGGUCUGGACCGGGGACUGCGGGCGGGUUCGGACCGGGCGCCGGCCGCGGCGCUUCUCGGCAGCAGGUCUGGGUCCUUUGCGGUCGGGGUGUGUUCGUGGCUCGCCCGCCAGAGCAGCAGAGACCAGCCCCCGUUCUCGUUCCUUCCCCAGCGGGGGGGCUUGGGAGGUCGCCAUUGUGUCACUGCCCUCACCUUUUGUUUCGGAUUUCAGAACUGUUUUUCUAUGUAAAUACUGAAAACUUAUGAUUUGUGCAAUAACUCAGAUAUUUUUAUUUAAUUCAUAUUUUCACAUAAGUUAUAUUUAAGGGAGGAGGUUUUUUAAACAAGCGUAGGUCCUUUCCCGAGUCGCAUUUUCUAAGUUGGGUUCAUCGUGCCGGCUGGUUGUCUGAGGAGCACCGCUACCAACACCGGGAGUGAGGGGCUCGGGGUUUCCUUUUGUGUUUUCCUUUGGGUCAGACACGAGGCCUCUCCGUCCGUGGCGGGGGAGCCAAGUUCCCUGCAGGGGCUCGGCUCCCGAGCCUUCUGACCAGCUGCCCGCCGGCCCUGCCGUCCGGCCUGUCUGUUGUCUCGCUCUGACCGCAGAGCUUUAAGGUUUUGGUUUUCGGUUCUUUUAAAGUAGACAACAAAUCCAGCAUUUAAAGUGCCAGAAGUAAAACUUUCUAAGGGGAGAAAGGGUUGUCACGUUAUAAAAUCUUAAAAAAAAAAAAAAAAAAGGUGAACUCUCAAGUGCUUCAGUCCGUUUUAGUCACACAGCCUGUCAGGAGGGGUCCGGUGAAUAUCAGCACGGACAAGGGCACCCAGUUUUAGGAAUGUGGAGAAAGGAAUUAUGUUGAUUCCGUGGAGGAAUCUGUAUAGCGGUAUGCAUUCGUUCUGUUAAGAGCAAAUCUACAAGAAGUCCUUGAGCUGCUCAGUGCACCGUGGGGAGUUUCGUGGCGCAUCGCGGGAGAGCCCGGCGCGGGGUGGGGCCGGAGCAGCGGGUGCCCCCCUCGAGAAGCAUCCAGGUACACUAUGCAAGUGCUGUCCGCCAUGGCCACCUCUGUCCUACACCCAUCCUGCCCGUCCCUGAGUUUCCGGAGUGCCACAGUUGUCCUGGUGUUAGUUGCAUCUCAUAGGUCAUCUGACCUCCCGUUUUUAAAAUGGGGGGUUCUGGCCCUGCUGAACACUACAGGUAGGUUGGUCUUUGAAGUCCACUAGUGGAGAAGGUCCAGUCGAGAGACUUAUCUACCAUGACACCUGAUGGAAGUGCAGAGCGGGGAGCCUGGAGUGCGGCCUGGGGGCGGCGUCCCGGCCCCCGGGACCUGCCCCCCCCCGCCCCCCAGCACCGUCGCGGCUGCCGGCCACGGCUUCUCCGGGGGGCCUUCCAGAAGAGAGUAGCACAUGUUGUCUGCAGUUCUUGAUGAUCGAAAGUUAUCAAAAAUAUUUAAAGAUAUUUAAAUUGUGAAUCUAUUGAUAAAGAAAUAUUUAUAAAAACUGAUAAGUAGGCCUGUACUAAUCUCCACACAUUAGCAAUAUUGACUGUCACCCUACAUCUAGGAACCACUGCGGGGCAUGGGUCCCGCGGGGAUGCAUUUUAAAGCUCGAUUCACAGACACAGGCGCCAUGCUCCAUCCCCGUCAUGGUGAACGAAUGAAUUGGCCUGGCUACCACGGUGGUCACGCGCUACAGGUUGAACAAAACGAUAUCAUGUUUCGAUUUUUUUGUGUGUGUGGACAACAAUGUGGAAGCUAAAAUUGACAUAUUUUUAUGUAAAGUUUUUCUAUUCUUUGAUUUUUAAUAAACUUUGGAAACCA